GCGCAUGCGCGGCGGGUGGAGCUUGCGGAAGUCCUGACGGAAAGGUCUUUUUGUUUGGGCCGUUUGGAGAGUCGACACUUGCUUCAAUUCCCCUGGUCAACAACCGUUUUUUAUCUGCAUUAAUUUCGGGUGUCUUUUAUGAAUAAUCAAAAGCAGCAAAAGCCAACGCUAACCGGCCAGCGUUUCAAAACGAGGAAAAGAGAUGAAAAGGAGAGAUUUGACCCUACUCAGUUUCAAGAAAGUAUCGUACAAGGCUUGAAUCAAACUGGCACUGAUUUGGAAGCGGUCGCGAAGUUCCUGGAUGCCUCUGGCGCCAAGCUUGACUACCGCCGCUAUGCAGAGACGCUGUUUGACAUCCUGGUGGCCGGCGGGAUGCUGGCCCCAGGAGGGACGCUGUCUGAUGACAUGACCCGCACCGAGUUCUGCCUCUUCACGGCACAAGAAGACCUGGAGACAAUGCAAGCGUAUGCUCAGGUUUUUAACAAGCUGAUCAGGCGUUACAAGUACCUGGAGAAGGGUUUCGAAGAGGAGAUCAAGAAGCUGCUGCUGUUUCUGAAGGGAUUCACAGAGUCUGAGCGGAACAAACUGGCCAUGCUCACCGGCAUCCUGCUGGCCAACGGCAACAUAUCGGCCUCCAUCCUGAUCAGCCUCUACAACGAGAACCUCGUCAAAGAGGGAGUCUCUGCAGCCUUCGCUGUCAAGCUGUUCAAAUCAUGGAUCAACGAGAAGGACAUCAACUCUGUGGCCGGCAGCCUCCGCAAAGUGGGCAUGGACAACCGGCUGAUGGAGGAGAUGAAGAAGGCCAACCUCUCCGAGCAGGCCAUGAUCAGCAUCAUCUGGACCAGCGUGAUGAGCUGCGUGGAGUGGAACAAGAAGGAGGAGCUGGUGACCGAACAAGCCAUCAAACACUUGAAGCAAUACAGCCCUCUGCUGAAGGCCUUCACCUCCCAGGGCCUGUCGGAGCUCAGCCUGCUGCUGAAGAUCCAGGAGUACUGCUACGACAACAUCCACUUCAUGAAGGCCUUCCAGAAGAUCGUGGUGCUCCUCUACAAAGAGGCCAUCGUGAAGUGGUACACCGAGGCCCACCUCGCCAAGGGGAAGAGCGUCUUCCUGGAGCAAAUGAAAAAGUUUAUGGAGUGGCUGAAGAACGCCGAGGAAGAGUCGGAGUCAGAGGAGGAGGAGGCGGACUGAGGCCUCCGUCUGCAGACGAGUUUUUUUCUUUCUUUCUUUGUUUUUUUACAAGUAGCAGCAGGAGCGGUAGAAUGUGUUUCCUCUUCUCUCUCUUCUACCUCCUGUUACUUCUCGCCCCCCCCACACUGGCAGACAACCCAAAGGGCUCGGUCCUUAAAUCACUCUAAGCGAAGGCAAACCCCCCCUUUUCUUUGACUCUUCUGUUGUGAAACUCCUGUAACCGGGAGACAAACAUUCCCCGUCCCGUCUGGGGGCGUGGCCCCCGUGUCAUGUGACCACCAGGCCCACAGCGCAUUGGUUUUGCCAAAGUUUCCUUCUCCUGCUCAUCACCCUUUUAUAUUUAAAUCCUUCUGCCCAGCUCCCGUCCCCUCGUUAACCUUUGACCUUUUUCUUUUUGGGCGACUUGAGGAGGCCGCCCCGGUCUGCCCCCCCCCCUAAAGACGCCUCGCCAGCUACCUGAUGAAUAUUAUUGGUUUCUACUUUCUUUAAUCUGAUAUAAACCAAUUGACUUUUUUAUGAAAUAAAGAUUAUUGAAAUGACUUCUGCUGUUUUCUUUGUUUACUUCAAGAGACACUCUUUUAAAAAUUGGAUAUAAAGAAGAAACAUGAAACUUUUCUUUAGAACUUUAGAAUAAUUGGUAAACUCCUCUUUAAGUUUUUCCAUGAGGGUCAUUUUUAAAGAUGUCUUUACUAUUUUUCAUUCACAUUCUGGUUUUGAAUAGAUUUGAGUCAUAAAAUGGUUUUAAAAGCUCAUCUGUCAUAUUUUUUACACAGGAGCUCGUCAGAGUGGUCAGAAAGCAGGGAAAUGGCCCCGUUUCAUCAGGAAAUCAGAAGCCAGCUUCAGCCUUUUUCCCACCAGAACUGACUGGACUCCACAGUUGU
This is a messenger RNA of Menidia menidia (Atlantic silverside), 2072 nucleotides long. The record is from the annotation of a GenBank genome assembly. Lineage: Eukaryota; Metazoa; Chordata; Actinopteri; Atheriniformes; Atherinopsidae.